Dentiscutata heterogama is the source of this 393-nucleotide messenger RNA. Lineage: Eukaryota; Fungi; Glomeromycota; Glomeromycetes; Diversisporales; Gigasporaceae. The record is from the annotation of a GenBank genome assembly.
AUGAAGCUUCAUGAUUAUCACUGGACAGGGUUUUGGCAUUCUAUAGAAAAAGGAACAGGCAAUAAAUAUACUGCUAAAUGUAUUUAUUGCAACCUUGAACUACCUAGCAGACCUGAAAAACUUCAUACUUACGUUCUCACAUAUAAUAGUUGGCCUGUUACUAAAAAAAAUUCUUAUCUUAAAGAAAGACUAUCUAAAAUGUCAAAAAAAUUCCCAAAAGCAAAUAAUCAGAAUAUAUUUGAAGAUUCUAUAAAUAGCGAAAAUGCCAACAUUGACCUCUUUGAGGAAGAAUUUAAUGAAGAAUUUUCACAAAUUAAUAUUGAGGCAACAAACCUUGAAAUGGAAAAUGAACUAGCAAUAGAACAAUUUUUUAAUAUUGGAAUGCUUGAAUGA